AUGACGUCACGUUUGGUGGGAGCUGCGAUGGAUUGCAUCUGGCCGUCUGAGGAGGUUUUGGCUUACUACUGCCUCAAGCACAGCCAUUUAUUCAGGGACCUUGCUGUGUGUGAGCUAGGGGGUGGCAUGACAUGCUUGGCUGGGCUCAUGGUUGCUAUUUCUGCAGAUGUCAAAGAAGUUCUGCUAACUGAUGGGAAUGAAAAGGCCAUCAGAAAUGUGAACAGCAUCAUCGCAAGCAACAAGAAGACUGGCGUGUUCAAGACUCAGAAAAUAUCAAGCUGCGUUUUACGAUGGGAUAAUAAGACAGAUGUCUCUCAACUGGAAGGACAUUUUGACAUUGUUAUGUGUGCUGACUGCCUGUUCCUGGACCAGUACAGAGCCAGCCUUGUUGAUGCAAUAAAGAGAUUACUCCAGCCCUCAGGGAAAGCAUUGGUAUUUGCCCCACGCCGAGGGAAUACUUUCAACCAGUUUUGCAAUCUAGCAGAAAAAGCCGGUCUCUCUCUCCAAAGACAUGAAAAUUACGAUGAGCGCAUUUCAAACUUCCACUCCAAGUUAAAAAAAGAAGGGUCGGACGUAUAUGAAGAAAAUCUCCACUACCCACUUCUACUUAUUUUAACCAAAACGGGAUAGAAGAAAACAUCAAAUGCGCAGAGAAUGAUUUCCACACAGCGAGAAGUCAGCCACGGCUCCCCUGGGACUAAGGGCUCCGCCCACUUCCGAACGUUCCUCACCUUGGGACUCCGCCCACUCCUGCAGCCCUCUGCAGCUCUCCCACGGUCCUUUUUAAGGCAGCUUGUUGCUCUUCUGUACCAAACCUUUGUGUGCUUUUAUGUGUCAGCAGCCUGUCUAAGAUCAAAAUUUGACUUGUGGAGCAAUCUAAAUAGUUUUCUCUCUAAAGCAGAAUUUCUUUUGAUGAUUUCCACCUGCCCCUCCCCCUUCCUUUUUUUUAAUUGCCUUUGUCCUGUUUGGUAAUAGUAGUCUUUAUCUGUAAACACAGAAAACAUUACCCUUCUUUUCUGGAUAAAUGAAUAAAUCUCUUUUUUCUGACGUCUCAA
Rattus rattus (black rat) is the source of this 1055-nucleotide messenger RNA. RefSeq names its product calmodulin-lysine N-methyltransferase. The record is from RefSeq and is a predicted model, not a curated record. Gene Ontology annotation, cellular component: cytoplasm. The coding region runs from base 1 to 630 and encodes 209 amino acids. Gene Ontology annotation, molecular function: calmodulin-lysine N-methyltransferase activity. Lineage: Eukaryota; Metazoa; Chordata; Mammalia; Rodentia; Muridae. The transcript has 9 exons.